UCUUUUCUAAUCAAAUCCAUUUACACAGAAGAGUAGGGUUUUUGUUGGUGGCCUUUGACAAGAGAUUUGAGAUGGCGCUUAGAGGAGUAUGGCAGCUCCAGAAGCUGGUAGUGAGCUACUGUAACUGGGGAGGUAGCAGUAGAGGCAUAAGAUCCUUUAUGGAAUCAGAAUUGCCUGCGCUGAUAGAGAAAAAUCCACAGCUCGAAGUGGUAACCGAGCUUUCAAGGGGGCAACAUCCUUACCUCAAGGGCAUAUACAGGAAUAGAAAUGAGAGGGUGGUGUGUGUGAAGAACCUGGAUCCUGAACAAGUGCUUCUGAAUGCAACGAGGCUUAGGAACUCUCUUGGAAGGAAAGUGGUGAAGCUGAGGACUAGGCAUGUGACUAAACACCCCAGUGUUCAAGGCACAUGGACAACCGCUGUCAAGUUCUGAGUCUUUCUUUGCUAAAAUAGUAUCAGGAUUCAUCCUUGUUAUCUUUACAUUCGCAAAUCACAAGUUGUUUCUACUCUUAUUUGGACGAAGAUUCAGCUUCAAAUGUUUGAUUUUUUUCUGUCUUAUUAAUAAAUUCAGGAGAGGUUUAUGGUAAA
Molecule: messenger RNA, 586 nt
Organism: Raphanus sativus (radish)
Lineage: Eukaryota; Viridiplantae; Streptophyta; Magnoliopsida; Brassicales; Brassicaceae
Product: 54S ribosomal protein L51, mitochondrial
Exons: 3
Coding region: 72-431 (119 amino acids)
Biological process (GO): mitochondrial translation
Cellular component (GO): mitochondrial large ribosomal subunit
Molecular function (GO): structural constituent of ribosome
Source: RefSeq, a predicted model, not a curated record